Messenger RNA from Pseudopipra pipra, 3979 nucleotides. RefSeq names its product GTF2I repeat domain containing 1 (gene GTF2IRD1). The record is from RefSeq and is a predicted model, not a curated record. Gene Ontology annotation, molecular function: DNA-binding transcription factor activity. Gene Ontology annotation, cellular component: nucleus. The transcript is spliced from 27 exons. Bases 90 to 2957 code for a protein of 955 amino acids. Gene Ontology annotation, biological process: transcription by RNA polymerase II. NCBI's taxonomy places the organism in Eukaryota, Metazoa, Chordata, Aves, Passeriformes, Pipridae.
UCCCGGCCCCCGCCCGUCCGCCCCCGCCGCUCCCGCGCAGCCUCGCCGGGGGAGGCAGCAGCGCCGCGCCCCAGCCGCCCGCGGUGAAUAUGGCCCUGGCAGGGAAGCCUUUAGACGCGACUCUCACCACCUCCAGAGCUGACCAACGGAAUAUGGUUUUUCCCCAGAAAGACGAAAUCAUCACCAGCUUAGUGUCUGCCUUAGACUCCAUGUGCUCAGCGCUGUCCAAGCUAAACGCAGAGGUGGCCUGCAUCGCUGUCCAUGAGGAGAGUGCCUUCGUGGUGGGCACUGAAAAGGGACGGGUCUUCCUCAGCACCCACAAGGAGCUGCAGGCCGACUUCCAGAAGUUUUGCAGAAUCCAGCAAAGGAAGGAGCAGGAUGCAGAGGCACAGAAGAAGGCAAAGGAGUGUGGGCGAAGGGUGCUCAGGAUCUCCCCGGACCAGGGAUCAGACGUGUACCUCCUCAGGAAGAUGGUAGAGGAAGUGUUUGAUGUGCUUUAUAGUGAAGCCAUGGGGAAGAGCAGUGUGGUCCCUUUGCCGUACGAGAGGUUCCUGAAAGAGCCGGGCUCACUUGCAGUUGCUGGCUUGCCUGAAGGGAUCAGCUUUAAGAAACCCAUGGAGUACGAUGUGAAAUCCCUGAUGGCCAUCCUAGAACACAGCCACAGCAUCCGCUUCAGGCUUAAAAGGCCAGCAGAUGAGCCCAGCCGAGAGCCCAACCCCAGCGUUGAGUUAACUUGUUCCUCCCUCGCCUCCAAGGGCAGCCGAGACUCCGGUGCCAACGGCCCCAUGGCCAAGCCUGCCACCCAGGACACCCCCUCCGCCAUUGCUGUCACCAACUUCCUAUACAGCGUCUCGCUGCCCACUCCUGUCGCCGUUGACCUCAAGCAGGAGGUGUCCUCGGGGCUGCCUGGGCCGACCGCGGUGGGCGAGGCUCUGCUGGCCCGGCCGGCAGGAGAGCUGAAGGUGCCUUCCUCACAGGAGUACAGCGACUGCUGUGGACAGAAAUCAUCGGUCUCCGGAGGUCCCCUCAUCCAGAAUGUGCACUCAUCCAAGCGCAUCCUCUUCUCCAUCGUACACGACAAGACAGAUAAGUGGGACAGUUUUAUAAAAGAAACUGAAGAUAUCAACACCCUUAGGGAGUGCGUGCAAAUUCUGUUUAACAGCAGAUAUGCUGAAGCCUUGGGGUUAGACCACAUGGUCCCCGUCCCAUACCGGAAGAUUGCCUGUGACCCUGAGGCAGUGGAGAUCAUCGGCAUCCCGGACAAAAUACCCUUCAAAAGACCUUGCACCUAUGGUGUCCCCAAACUCAAGCGGAUAUUGGAGGAGAGGCACAAUAUCCAUUUUGUUAUCAAAAGGAUGUUCGAUGAGAGAAUUUUUACAGGAAGCAAAUUUACCAAAGAUCCAACCAAGCUGGAACCUUCCAGCCCCCCCCGGGAGAUUUCCCCUGAGCCACACCGCGGGGCUGUGCUGGACCUGGCGGGGACCUCUCAGGCCAACAGCAGGUCUGAGAAGUGUAGUGUUUCUGAAAGCUGUGAACCAGGUACCUCAGGAGAGCUAGGUGGGAUCAGGCAGAUCAAAAUCGAACCAGACGAGCUGGACAUCAUCCAGAUCACCGUACCAGACCGAUCACCUGGUUUAGAUGAGAUGCACAACCCAGCGCCCACACACGUGGCCUCCGAGGAGUCGAGCUACAUCCUGGAAACAGUAGCAGAGACAGAGAAGGGGCCAAGUGAGGAGUCUCGACGUGAAGAAAGGCAGAUGGAGGGAUCAGAUGGUAUAGGGGAUGUUUUAAGUCAUUUGAGGAAACAAGUUGAAAUUCUGUUCAACUCACGAUACGCGAAAGCCAUAGGAAUAUCAGAGCCGGUCAAAGUCCCCUACUCCAAGUUCCUGAUGUACCCUGAGGACUUGUUUGUUGUGGGCUUGCCAGAAGGCAUCCUGCUGCGCCGCCCCAACUGCUUCGGGAUUGCAAAGCUGAAGAAGAUCCUGCAAGCAAGCAACAACAUCCAGUUUGUCAUUAAAAGACCUGAGCUGCUGGCAGAGGGCUUAAAGGAGCCGACAUCGGACAGCCCAGCAGCCAAAGCCGCCAGCGAGAGGGACUCGAGCGAGGUGCUGAUGGAGGACGCUGUGAAGAGACAGGGCUUUCAAGAAAAUUAUGAUGCCAGGCUUUCCAGAAUAGACAUUGCUAACACGCUGCGGGAACAAGUCCAGGACCUGUUCAAUAAGAAAUACGGUGAGGCCUUGGGGAUUAAAUACCCUGUGCAAGUGCCAUACAAGCGGAUCAAGAGCAAUCCAGGGUCAGUGAUUAUAGAGGGACUGCCCCCUGGGAUCCCCUUCCGGAAGCCCUGCACCUUCGGCUCACAAAACCUGGAGAGGAUACUAGCUGUUGCUGAUAAAAUCAAGUUCACUGUGACGAGGCCUUUUCAAGGACUUAUCCCCAAACCUGCCCCUAGACGGAUAACAUCCUUGGAAAAAGCGUACGCUGCCUUGAAUGAUGAGGAUGAUGCCAACAGGCUCGGAGAGAAGGUGAUUCUCCGAGAGCAAGUGAAAGAGCUUUUCAAUGAAAAAUACGGAGAGGCUCUGGGCCUGAACCGGCCUGUCAUGGUGCCCUAUAAACUCAUCAGGGACAGUCCUGAUGCCGUGGAGGUUACUGGGUUGCCAGACGAUAUCCCGUUCAGAAAUCCCAAUACCUAUGACAUUCAUCGGCUGGAGAAGAUCUUGAAGGCACGGGAGAGCAUUCGGAUGGUGAUUAUAAACCAGCUCCAGCCAUUUGCUGAAAUCUGCCCCGAGGUCAAACAAACAGAGAAAGACAUCAGUGUUCCCAAACGGAAGCGGAAGAGGAUCUCUGAAGGAAACUUGGUAUCUUCCUCUUCCUCGUCUUCCUCUUCCUCCUCUUCCAAUAUGGAGUCUACAUCAUCAACAAAUCAGAUCUCACUUGUGGUAAAGCCUUCCAAAUAUUAGGGGGGUUACUGCCUACCUAUCUUUCUGCUUCUGGAUGCUGCUCUUUGUUCUCGAACCGUCACCACCUCCCUCUGCCUGACAAACACUAUUAAGUGUGAUGUAAAAUGGCACAAGCAGGUUUGGCAAAGAAGGGGACACACCUGUGGGGCUGCCUUUUCCUGCUGGGUUUCUCUGGGGGAGGUCAGCAGACCAAAGCGUCUGCCACCGCUUGGGGCUCUCCCACAUCCCUGCUGGGUGCCAUGGGGGUGCUCAGCUUUAGUGGGAGCCACACGUGAGCUGCACACAGACUCGAGCAAAUUCUCCCACCCCACUGGGUUAAAACACAGAUGCUGGUUGCAUCGUCUCGGGCCUGUAGCACCUCUUGGCAGGACCCAGUGGUUCCCCAUGAUCUGAGCUGUGCCGGGUGUACCUCCAGCUCGGUCCUGGGAGUGAUGCAGAGCUUCAGCAUGCCACAAACCCACAAAAAUAGGAAACAAAUCAGGGAGAUGCAUACAGCUGCACUCCCUCAGGGCUUGGCUUUGGUUGUGGAUGAUACAAAAUAAAACUCCCCCCCAAAAGAGCAAGAGAAAUACAAAUUUAGAAGUUUUUUUGUCAAGUUUGCCAAUGGUGUUUUGAUUUGGGGUUGGUUCUUCUCCUCUCCUUGGAAAGUGGGAGCAACAGCUGGUGUCGAAACAUGUCAGAGGUUUGAUGUAUGCAUGGUUUUGUGUUGUGUCCUAACAGAGACUUUUGCCUUCUUUUUCUCUCCCUCUCUUUCAGCAAUGGCCCAUGAACAUGUACAUGUUAGACUAUGGUGGUCUAAACGUCCAGAUCCCAGGACCUAUUAACUAUUAGACCUCAAUACCGAAUAAGAACCUCAAAUGAGAAAAUAAAUAAAUAAAUAAAUAAAUAAAUGUAAUUUAUGUAAAAAGUGUAUAUUCCAAUAUGUAUCAAUGCCUUUUAGUUUUUCCAAUGAUUUUUACACUAUAUUCCUGCCAUCAAGGCCUUUUUAAAUAAAAAUAAAAAGUGUUGCCUUGCUCUUAAAA